Schistosoma mattheei is the source of this 1059-nucleotide messenger RNA. NCBI's taxonomy places the organism in Eukaryota, Metazoa, Platyhelminthes, Trematoda, Strigeidida, Schistosomatidae. The record is from the annotation of a GenBank genome assembly.
AUGUUUGAUCAUAAUGGUAAAGAAUAUGCGUUCGAUCUUCGAUAUACAUUUUUGGAAGUGUAUGAUCGUGCCAGACGACAUAUGUAUCAUUGCACAAGUAACACUACUAAUCCUAUACCUACAUGUGGAUCACAUGGUCUAACACAACGUACAAGAAGUUUAAGUGGCUCUGUGAAUUCUGUUAUACAUGGUGAUAACAUUUCAACAAGUAGCUUAGAAGCUAUCCACAAGACUGAAGAUUCUCGAGGAAAGCAAGACUCAUCAAGCCUGGCUGAAUCAGUCGUUAGUGUUGAGGAAGUUCAAGAGAUAGUGCAGGAAACUUUGCGUGAAGUAGCACUCUGUCGUGUUUGUAUGGACCAACCAAUAUCACGUGUUUUCUUUCCAUGUGGUCAUACAAUAUGCUGCAGCAUAUGCGCCGAUCGUGUAGAUCAAUGUCCUGUGUGUCGUAAAAGUAUUGAAAUCAGGCAUCCAUGCUAUUUACCUUGGAAUACAGAAUCAAAUAGUGAAGAGGUUUGUCUUCUUCCUAGCUGUACAUUUAAAGAUGUAAGUGAUCGAUUUAAGUCUCAUAGACACUCACGUCACCAUAAAAACAAUACCACAUUAGAUUCAGCUUUGCAUGAAACAGCAUCAGCACCUUCCUGUCAAUUAUCAUCUUUUAUCCAUGAAAUUUCAAAAACAUCUGAUCGUUCAAGUAGCCUUAAUCAGUCCACACCAACUAGUGUUCCUCAUUUAUCCAUCAGCAAUCAAUCCGAUGUCACUUUCUUUUCAAGAGCAUCUUCAUCAAUAUCCGAUCAAAAGCCUGCUUCAACCUCAGGAAAUUCGGUUCCUUUACUAGUUACAUCUUCAAACAAUCCUAGAAGUCAUGAAGCCGAGAAAUCUGUUAGUACUACGCGUCGUGUUACAUGGCAAACAGAAGAUUAGCGAUGCUCAAUAGUACUUAUGCAUUAUACAUUAUGCACAAUAUUUGUAUAAAUUAUUUUAUUUUUCGGUGAUAUCAAAGAAAACCAUUCACAAUAACCUGAAUUUGUUUCCAAAUAAAGACUCACUUUUAUUCCUAUU